Messenger RNA from Dermatophagoides pteronyssinus (European house dust mite), 2586 nucleotides. RefSeq lists its product as uncharacterized. Gene Ontology annotation, molecular function: protein binding. The record is from RefSeq and is a predicted model, not a curated record. Lineage: Eukaryota; Metazoa; Arthropoda; Arachnida; Sarcoptiformes; Pyroglyphidae.
AUGGUCACAAUUAUUUACUAUUUCUUACAAAAAGAAAAAACAUCCAACAACGGUGCCGAAGUGUUAAACAAAAAAAAUAAUGAUUCCGUUUGUAAUGGACAACAACUACAGGAAAGCUCCGCAAAUCCGGAUCACGGAAAAAAUGGUGAAAAAAAUUCCAAAAUAAUAAUCUAUUAUUGCGAUGAAUAUCUAGCCAUCCGUAAUGAACAAAAUAGUUUUUUCAUUUGUCGUGCACAACAUAAUAUCUAUCAAAAUGGUAGAAAAAUUCGUAUAAAAUGGUUUAGUAAUGAUCAAGAUCCAAAUAUUUAUCGACCAGAUUUUGAUGAUUAUAUUGAUUUUGAAUGUAUUCUAACAAACCUAUCGGUAAAACGUGAACGUGAUGGUGUUUCACUGCCCGAAUCGGAAAAAAAUCGUGCACUAAAUAUACUUCGACGUGCACUUGAUGUUGAAAAAGGAAUCAAUUCACCACCAGAUCCACGUAAAGUUCUUAGUGAUGGUAUGGAUAUUUCAAUUAUUGGUAAAGUUAAAGAAGAAGAUGUUUUAUCUAAAAUCAAACAAGAUCAUCAUAAUGGUGGUGGAAUUAAAAAGAAAACCAAAUCAACAAAGCCAUCAGCGACGGCGAUUGUGGAUGAUAAUCCGGCAAAAAAUAAUGGAACAUCGACGUCGACGAACGAUGAUGAAAACAUUCGAACACCAACCAUAUCGAAUGAUUCAAAACAAAAACGUUCGAAAAAAGCAAAAAUUGAAGUGAAAAACGAAAAACUGAAUGAAACUUCUUUGCCAUCACCGACCAUAUCAACAUCGAAAAAUACCAUUUCGAAUGCAACAGAUCAAAAUGAUAAAAUUCAACUGCCAAUCAUCAAAUCAUCAUUAUCAUUAUCAUCAACACAUCAGAAUUCAAAAUUAUUAAUCCAAGCUAUCCAAACAGAUGAUUAUGAAUUUUUGGAAAAACUCACCGGUCAACAAAAAAACCCAGAUUUAAAUCUUUAUUCAAUAUCUAAACCUUGUUCAAUAUCGAAUAGAAAAAAUGCAAUACAUUUAGCAAUCGAACGAGAAGAUUUAAAAUCAUUACGUUUAUUGAUGGAAAUUGAAAAAAAUAUCAAAGAUGAUUUCAAUUAUCAAUUGCCAAACGAUUCAAUCGAAUUGGAUCAUUGUGAAUUAAUAAUCGAUAGAAUCGAUUAUGAAAAAUGUAAACAUUGUCAAUUUCCUCUCGAUAAAUCUUAUGUUCGAUUCGGUUUGAAACAAAAUGUUAAAUUUAAUUUUAUUGAAAAAAUUUUACCAUUUUGUAAGAAUAGUGAUAAUCUUUUAGAAAUUUUUGAUGAUAAUAUCAUUUUAACCGGGUUAAAAUGUGGAAAUUAUGAACAAAUAAUUUUAUUGAUUGAAAAAAUUUGCCAAACAACCACCAAUGCUGCCAGUCGAAAUUUUCAAAAAUUUCUUCAAAUUUUAAAUUCCAGCAAAGAAGAAAAUGAUCAAAAAUCGUUAGAAGAAGAAUAUUUGAUCAAUGAACAACUUCAACUUUAUCCUAUUCAUAUUGCUGCAAUUAAUCCAGAUCCAUUCAUAUUUUAUCAUUUAACCAAUAUACGCCCGGAUCAAAUCUAUCAAAAUGAUUGCCAACAAUGGAUGCCAAUACAUUAUGCUUCUGUUUGCCAAACAUUUUUCAAUCUAAAACAUUUGCUCAAUCUAGGUGUAUCAGCACGUCAAUGUGAUUGGAAAGGAAAUACCCCGUUACAUUUAGCUACAAAAUAUAAUCGAAUUCAAAAUGUUAAUCUUAUUAUACAAUAUGAAUCAUCACAAUGUAACAUUAUCCCAUCAUUAUUUCAAACAUAUAAUCGAAAAGGAUUGACAGCAUUUCAUUUAGCAUGUAAAAAAGGUUUUAUCGAAAUCGUUCGGUUAUUUAUUGAAAAUCGUAUUCAAAUUGACUUUGCAACAUCGAAUUAUUCGGGUGAAUUAACAUCAUUAAUGUUGGCAACAAAAUUUGGUCAUUUGGAAAUUGUACGGCUGUUGGUCGAACAUGGAGCUACAAUCAAUAUUUAUGAUAAAAAGAAUCGUAGCGCUUUAACUUAUGCUGUGAUAAAUGGACAUUCAAAUAUUGUCGGCUAUUUUCUUGAAAUUGGUGCCAAUCCAGCCAAUAAAGAUUUAUUUGGAAAUAAUCUAUUUCAUUAUGCUCUUGCAUAUGAUUGGCAUUCAUGUUUUGAAUUAUUAUUGAAAACAAAUAUUAAUCUUAAAGAUACAAAUAUUUUCGGCCUAACACCAAUAUAUGCUGCAUAUUGGAAACAACAUUUAGGUUUUAUACAUUAUAUUCUGGAACGGAAUAUUCUCAAUGUUAAUGUCCCUAUUAAUGACACGGGAAUUAAUUUGACAAUGUUGGCCUGUUCAAUGAUUCGACCAGGAAGAACUGUUGAACAUUUAAAAAUGUUUGUAGAAAAAUUUAAAUGUGAUUUAACGAAAACUGAUUAUGAAGGAAAUAAUUCGUUACAUUAUCUAUUGAAAUGUGAAGCUAAAUAUCGAAAUUCAAGUCCAACUGUGAUAAAUGAAAUACAAAAUUCAUUAAAUAUUUUACUACGAAAUGGUUUUUCCUGUAAAUAA